Cynocephalus volans (Philippine flying lemur) is the source of this 1434-nucleotide messenger RNA. RefSeq names its product shisa family member 8 (gene SHISA8). Gene Ontology annotation, biological process: regulation of AMPA receptor activity; regulation of short-term neuronal synaptic plasticity. Gene Ontology annotation, cellular component: postsynaptic membrane; postsynaptic density; AMPA glutamate receptor complex. The record is from RefSeq and is a predicted model, not a curated record. NCBI's taxonomy places the organism in Eukaryota, Metazoa, Chordata, Mammalia, Dermoptera, Cynocephalidae.
AUGGAGCGGGCAGGGGCUCCGGGGCUCCGGCUGGCGCUCGGGCUGGCGCUGCUGCUGGCUCGGCCGCCGUCGGGCCGCGCGGGGGCCCCCGAGGCGCAGGAGCCCGCGACGCCCGGCACGGCGGCUCCGGCCCGGGGCGACCGCUGCCGCGGCUACUACGACGUGAUGGGCCAGUGGGACCCGCCCUUCAAUUGCAGCCUGGGCGCCUACAGCUUCUGCUGCGGCACGUGCGGCUACCGCUUCUGCUGCCACGACGGGCCGCGGCGCCUCGACCAGAGCCGCUGCUCCAACUACGACACGCCGGCCUGGGUGCAGACCGGCCGGCCUCCCGCCCGCGCCCGCGACGCCGCCGCGCCCCGGGACCCGGGCCGCGAGCGCAGCCACACGGCCGUCUACGCGGUGUGCGGCGUCGCCGCGCUGCUCGUGCUGGCCGGCAUCGGCGCGCGCCUGGGCCUCGAGAGGGCGCACAGCCCGCGCGCGCGGCGCACGGUGACCAGGACACUGACAGAACUUCUGAAGCAGCCUGGCUCCCAGGAACCGCUGCCUCCACCUCUGGGCCUGCCCCUGGGUAGCUGUGUCCAGGUGCAGAUGGGCGAUGGCCUCUCCCGGAGCUCCCCGCACAACAGCACAGGUCCUGGGACUCAGCGCCUGGCUCAGGUAAGUGCUGGCGAGCCUUCCAUUAGGUUAGCACCCCUCAGGGCUGGCUGCCAUAGAUGUCAUUCCCAGCCAGGCCCUGUCGGGAGCUGGAGAUGCUGCCGUGAGGACAGGCUCCGCUCUCGGUCACUUCUCCCCGAGCUGCAGCAGCUGGGGAGAGGGCCGCGAAGCGGCAGUGGCGCAGGUGGAGAGCGCCGGCUCAGCGGGCCUCGCCGCGCCUAUUUUCCCUCCCCUCCAGACAAGAAACGCCUCAACAACGCGCCCCUGGGGUCCGCCCCCCCAGGGCCCCCGCGCGGCCCCCGGUUGCAGGGCGGAGGCAGCGUGACGCUGCAGCCCGACUACGCCAAGUUCGCUCCUCCGAAGACAGCCACGCUCCAGGCCGCAGAGGCCGCCCCCCAGGACUAUUACCAGCGUUUUCCCACCACCGAGCCGGCCCCGCGGACCCUCCCGGCGCGGGCCCCGCGGCCCCCUGAGGAUUUGCGGGCACUGCUGGACGCCUGCCCCUGGGCCCCGCCGGGCUACGGAUCCCCCGCCUGCCCUACCCCGUCGGGCCACUACGCAGCCUGGACCGCCGGCCGCCGAGCCCGGCCCGCCCCCCGAGGCCACCUGGCGUCUCAGGCCUCCCCGGCGCCCCCGCGGUCAUGCCACGCGCCCCGGCGCCAGUUCAGCGUGGAGAAGCUGCCCGAGGCCUUCAGCCCACAGGCCCCCCGCCUUUACGGCAGCGCGGGCCGCGCACCCCGGCACCUGAGCACCAACAGCAAAGCCGAGGUCACCGUGUGA